AUGAUAUCAAUGGAAGGGAAAGGGCUCUACUUCUUUUGCUCCAUUUUACUAUCUCUAUUCACAUUUUGCACCUCAGUAGACACCAUAACAACAGAUCACCCCAUCACAGAUGGCACUACCAUAGUUUCAGCAGGUGGCAACUUUGAACUUGGAUUUUUCAGCCCUGGAAAAUCCAAGAAUCGAUAUGUUGGCAUUUGGUACAGCAAGAUACCUACUAAGGAUGUGGCCUGGGUUGCUAACAGAGAAACUCCGCUAAACAACACUUUUGGCAAGCUAAUGCUCAAAGACAAUGGGAUCCUAGUACUCCUAGAUGGUAGCAAUGAAGAAAUCUGGUCAUCGAAUUCAUCAAUAUCCUUGAAAAAUCCAGUGGCUCAGCUUUCAGACACAGGAAAUCUUGUUGUGAGAGAGGGAAAUGACCAUAGUUCCAAAAAUUCCGCCUGGCAGAGUUUUGAUUAUCCUGGUAAUACUUUGCUACCAGGCAUGAAGGUUGGCCAGAACUUAGCCACCGGCCACGUCUGGAGCCUGACAUCAUGGAAGAGCAAUGAUGAUCCUGCUCUAGGUGAAUACACAGAAAUGCUGGAUGUUGAUGGAUUCCCUCAACUUUUUCUUUACAGGGGCGUAAAUAAAUCUAUUAGUUUUAGACAUGGGCCAUGGAAUGGACAGAUCUUUACUGGUACACCUAAUCUUAAGAACAAUUCAUAUUAUACGAUUGGGUUUUUUAUGGAUCAGAGGGAGAUAUACUACAAAUAUGAGCUUGUUAAUAAUUCAGCUCCAAGCAGGGUUGUAUUAAAUUCAGCUAGCACUACUCAGCGCUUAAUUUGGAUUGAACGAACCCAAAGUUGGUCUGUUUACUUGACAUGUCAAAUAGAUAACUGCGACUAUUCAUUGUGUGGAGCUUUUGGUAAGUGCAAUAUCAACAACUCCCCUCCCUGUCACUGUCUUAAAGGAUUUAUCCCAAAAUACCAACAAGAGUGGGAUGGAACAGAUUGGUCAAAUGGGUGCAUCCGAAAAACUCAAUUGGAUUGUGGGGAUGGAGACAUGUUUUUGAAAUACACAGGUAUAAAAUUGCCGGACACACGCCAUUCCUGGUUCAACAGGAGCAUUGGCCUUGAGGAAUGUAAGAGAUUGUGCUUGAAAAAUUGCAACUGUACAGCUUAUUCUAAUGUAGAUGUAAGAGAUGGUGGAAGUGGAUGCUUGCUCUGGUUUGGAGACCUAACUGAUAUUAGGGAGAUUGAUCAAGUUGACCGAGAUCUAUAUGUGAGGAUAGCUGCAUCAGAUCUUGAUAAUUACCAAAAUGAACAGAAGAAACAAGAGGCAAUGAAGAUAGUCAUGCCAACAAUUUCAGGGAUACUUAUUUUAAGUUCUUUGGUUUGGUUUGCACUAUAUACAAGGAAAAAAGGAGCUGGAAUAGACAAAGAAGUCCAUGAUUUACCAUUGUUCACUUUGGAAACAGUUGUUUCUGCAACAAACAACUUUUCUUCUGAUAAUCUUAUUGGAAAGGGUGGAUUUGGACAUGUUUACAAGGGUAAGCUAUUUGUUGGAACAGAAAUAGCAGUUAAAAAGCUUUCAGAAAAUUCACACCAAGGAGCUCAGGAGUGGGAGAAUGAAGUGAUCAUAAUUGCCAAACUUCAACAUAGGAACCUUGUCAGACUUCUAGGUUGCUGUGCUGAGGGGAGACAAAGGAUGCUAAUAUAUGAAUAUAUGCUAAACAAUAGCUUGGAUUACUUCAUAUUUGAUGAGAGCAGAAAAAGAAUACUUACAUGGCAAACACGCUUUGUAAUUGCGACGGGAAUAUCACGUGGACUCCUUUAUCUUCACCAAGACUCCAGAUUGAAAAUUAUACAUAGAGAUCUGAAGAUGAGCAACAUAUUACUGGAUGCUGAAUUGAACCCCAAGAUUUCUGACUUUGGCCUUGCUAGAAUUGUAGAAGAAGAUGAUGGCCUAGCAAAAACGAAGCGAGUUAUAGGGACAUAUGGUUACAUGUCACCCGAGUAUGCCGUUGAUGGAAACUUCUCUGUAAAAUCAGAUGUUUUCAGCCUUGGAGUGAUUUUAUUGGAACUCAUUAGUGGAAUAAAGAACAGGGCAUUUCAUCAUUCAGAUCAUCACCACAAUCUUCUGGGUCAUGCAUGGCUAUUGUGGAAUGAUGGCAACCCUUUAGAACUAAUGGAUAAUUGUGUGAGAGACUCUUAUGUGGAAUCUCAAGUACGAAGAUGCAUUCAUAUAGCUCUUCUUUGUGUUUCGAAACUACCGGAAGAUAGACCAACAAUGGCAUUAGUAGUUUUCAUGUUGGAGAACGAGGAAGUGGCUUUACCUAAACCUAAAGAGCCAGGCUUCUUUGUGGAAAGGAAUUCAACUGAAGCAUCUUCUACAGAUGCGGAAAGAUGCUGCUAUGAAAUCGCAAUGAUAACAUUCAGCACUCUUGAAGUAGACACCAUAACAACAGAUCAUCCCAUCACAGAUGGCACUACCAUAGUUUCAGCUGGUGGCAACUUUGAACUUGGAUUUUUCAGCCCUGGAAAAUCCAAGAGUCGAUAUGUUGGCAUUUGGUACAGCAAGAUACCAACUAAGGAUGUGGCCUGGGUUGCUAACAGAGAAACUCCGCUAAACAACACUUUUGGCAAGCUAAUGCUCAAAGACAAUGGGAUCCUAGUACUCCUAGAUGGUAGCAAUGAAGAAAUCUGGUCAUCGAAUUCAUCAAUAUCCCUGAAAAAUCCAGUGGCUCAGCUUUCAGAUGCAGGAAAUCUUGUUGUGAGAGAGGGAAAUGACCAUAGUUUCAAAAAUUCUGCCUGGCAGAGUUUUGAUUAUCCUGGUAAUACUUUGUUACCAGGCAUGAAGCUUGGCCAGAACUUAGCCACGGGUCAAGUCUGGAGCCUGACAUCAUGGAAGAGCAAUGAUGAUCCUGCUCUAGGUGAAUACACAGAAAUGCUAGAUGUUGAUGGAUUCCCUCAACUUUUUCUUUACAGGGGUGUAAACAAAUCUAUUAGUUUUAGACAUGGGCCAUGGAGUGGACAGAUUUUUACUAGUAAACCUAAUCUUAAGAACCAUUCAUAUUAUUAUUAUUAUACAACUGGGUUUUUUAUGGAUCAGAGGGAGAUAUACUACAAAUAUGAGCUUGUUAAUAGUUCAGCUCCAAGCAGGGUCAUAUUAAAUUCAGCUAGCACUAUUCAGCGCUUAAUUUGGAUUGAACGAACCCAAAGUUGGUCUGUUUACUUGACAGGGCAAAUCGAUAACUGCGACAGUUAUUCAUUAUGUGGAGCUUUUGGUAAGUGCAAUAUCAACAACUCCCCUCCCUGUCACUGUCUUAAAGGAUUUAUCCCAAAAUACCCACAAGACUGGAAUGGAACAGAUUGGUCAAAUGGGUGUAUCCGAAGAACCCAAUUGGAUUGUGGGGAUGGAGACAUGUUUUUGAAAUACACAGGUAUAAAAUUGCCGGACUCACGCCAUUCCUGGUUCAACAGGAGCAUUGGCCUUGAGGAAUGUAAGAGAUUGUGCUUGAAAGUUUGCAGCUGUACAGCUUAUUCUAAUGUAGAUGUAAGAGAUGGUGGAAGUGGAUGCUUGCUCUGGUUUGGAGACCUAACUGAUAUUAGGGAGUUUGAUCAAGUUGGCCAAGAUCUAUAUGUGAGGAUAGCUGCAUCAGAUCCUGAUAAUUCCCAAAAUGGACAGAAGAAACAAGAGGCAAUGAAGAUAGUCAUACCAACAAUUUCAGGGAUACUUAUUUUAAGUUCUUUGGUUUGGUUUGCACUAUAUAAAAGGAAAAAAGGAGCUGGAAUAGACAAAGAAGUCCAUGAUUUACCAUUGUUCACUUUGGAAACAGUUGUUUCUGCAACAAACAACUUUUCUUCUGAUAAUCUUAUUGGAAAGGGUGGAUUUGGACAUGUUUACAAGGGUAAGCUAUUUGUUGGAACAGAAAUAGCAGUUAAAAAGCUUUCAGAAAAUUCACACCAAGGAGCUCAGGAGUGGGAGAAUGAAGUGAUCAUAAUUGCCAAACUUCAACAUAGGAACCUUGUCAGACUUCUAGGUUGCUGUGCUGAGGGGAGACAAAGGAUGCUAAUAUAUGAAUAUAUGCUAAACAAUAGCUUGGAUUACUUCAUAUUUGAUGAGAGCAGAAAAAGAAUACUUACAUGGCAAACACGCUUUGUAAUUGCAACGGGAAUAUCACGUGGACUCCUUUAUCUUCACCAAGACUCUAGAUUGAAAAUUAUACAUAGAGAUCUGAAGAUGAGCAACAUAUUACUGGAUGCUGAAUUGAACCCCAAGAUUUCUGACUUUGGCCUUGCUAGAAUUGUAGAAGAAGAUGACGGCCUAGCAAAAACGAAGCGAGUUAUAGGGACAUAUGGUUACAUGUCACCCGAGUAUGCCGUUGAUGGAAACUUCUCUGUAAAAUCAGAUGUUUUCAGCCUUGGAGUGAUUUUAUUGGAACUCAUUAGUGGAAUAAAGAACAGGGCAUUUCAUCAUUCAGAUCAUCACCACAAUCUUCUGGGUCAUGCAUGGCUAUUGUGGAAUGAUGGCAACCCUAUAGAACUAAUGGAUAAUUGUGUGAGAGACUCUUAUGUGGAAUCUCAAGUACGAAGAUGCAUUCAUGUAGCUCUUCUUUGCGUUUCGAAACUACCCAAAGAUAGACCAACAAUGGCAUCAGUAGUUUUCAUGUUGGAGAACGAGGAAGUGGCUUUACCUAAACCUAAAGAGCCAGGCUUCUUUGUGGAAAGGAGUUCAACUGAAGCACCUUCUACAGAUAAGGAAAGAUGCUGCUAUGAAAUCGCAAUGAUAACAUUCAGCACUCUUGAAGGUAGAUGAAAACAACGUAAUUUUGAUUGUAUCUCUCUAUGUAUUACUCCCAUUGCAUCUCCCUCAAUUGCUUCUAACUCAAUCGCACCCACUUCUAAUUUACUCCCACUAUUUGUAAUGAACACUGCUGUAUAAUACUAUAAUGUAAU
Messenger RNA from Ipomoea triloba (trilobed morning glory), 4934 nucleotides. RefSeq lists its product as uncharacterized. Lineage: Eukaryota; Viridiplantae; Streptophyta; Magnoliopsida; Solanales; Convolvulaceae. Gene Ontology annotation, molecular function: protein serine/threonine kinase activity; ATP binding. Bases 1 to 4794 code for a protein of 1597 amino acids. Gene Ontology annotation, biological process: protein phosphorylation; recognition of pollen. The record is from RefSeq and is a predicted model, not a curated record. The transcript is spliced from 14 exons.